AUGCGUGGGUCACGACGACAGCCAACGCCGCAUCUCGGCGCCUUAACACAUGAUCGAAAUCGAUACAAGAAGAACCCGCCGGAUUUUUAUGCAUUGGGUCAGCAAUAUGCAAAUUUCAAGCAAUAUCUGUACAAUGUAGACGACUUUAAUUGUCGUGCUUCUCUAUCUUGGGACGACCCUUUUGCUGUCAGGGAAUUGACCAAGACGCUUCUUUUGCACGAUUUUGGGUUACAAUGGGAUAUCCCAAUCAAUCGAUUGUGUCCACCGCUGCCAAACCGAUUAAAUUAUCUCCACUGGAUUGAAGAUUUGCUCAGUCAAGCACCUGGCAGCAGCCUGACAACGCAAGAGCAAGAGCAGAAAGGUCCUACACUAGACAAAGAGGUCGUGUCUGGAAUUGACGUGGGAACAGGGGCAAACUGUAUCUACGCAUUACUUGGCGCAACAAUGAACAAAUGGAAGUUUAUUGCGACGGAGAUUGAUGCCGAGUCCUACGCUUGUGCAAAAGAAAAUGUGGCUCGGAAUCAUCUUGAGACACUCAUUACUGUGAAGCGGACGCAGACGAACAAGUUGCUAUUGGAGCCAUUGCAAGACGAGCCAUUAGAGCGCAAGUUUCAUUUUGUCAUGUGCAAUCCACCCUUCUUUGACGACAUAGAUGAAGCGGACACAAAUCCAGCAUCGAGCUGUAUGGGCAGUGCCAACGAGAUGGUGUUUCCGGGAGGUGAAGUCGCAUUUAUUGGUAAUAUGAUCGUCGAGAGUGUAGACUUGCAGAACCGCGUGCUCUGGUUUAGCUCAAUGAUCGGCAAAAAGGCGAGUCUGCGCAAGCUUCUAGCUCUGCUCCGCAAAAACCAAGUGCGGAAUACUCGCACUACCGAGUUUUUCCAAGGACGAACGAAGCGAUGGGGAAUCGCAUGGACAUUCUCUGAAAAUGUGAUGGAUGAUCCUUCUAAAAAAGUACUGGGUAAGCGAAAAGAAGCCCAUCGUCGACAGGAAGUUCGCUUCCAGGUGCCACGACAAACAGGUAAAGGUUGUGCUACAAUUGAGGAGGUUCUUUUGAGAAUUCGUGAAUUUGUCGAGACGAACGAGGAGCUCAAGCUGUCGGAGGAUACAACAAACUACAAACACAAAGAGGAGGCAGAAGAAGAAGAAGAUUAUCAAGAGCGGAAAAUGUAUCGGUUAGAACAGCACAAACCCGAUCCACAAGCAUCGGGUAAUAAUCGAACCAAAGUGCAUAGUGCUGGUCGAGUGGAAAUAUUUACCAUGAAGGACAACGAAGGUGGCUCUGAAGUUUUGAUUGUGUUCGAAGAAGGAGAUCGAGCUGCAUUCUGGACGAUAGCCAAUAUGCUUCAAGCAGCCAUCGUCCGUACAGGGCGUCAGUGGAGAAGAAAGCUUCAACGACAGAAACAAGACCAGUAA
Molecule: messenger RNA, 1413 nt
Organism: Peronospora farinosa
Lineage: Eukaryota; Oomycota; Peronosporomycetes; Peronosporales; Peronosporaceae
Source: the annotation of a GenBank genome assembly